UUGAAUCACAAAACCAACGGUAUCCAAAAAUUCCCUAGGAACAGUAAGAAGAAGAAGAAGAAGAAGCUGCAACAGCAACAACAAUGGCGGAUUGCGAAAUACAGAAGACGUUAGAUCCAGAGACAGAGUUUCUAUUAUCGAAAAGAGAAACCGGAAACGAGUGGGAAACUUUCAAAGAAAACGUGAAACCGUUGAAAAGAGGACGUAACGUUAACAUUCUCAAUCACGCUCUUAAAUCACACAUCGAUAAUAACAUCAAGAGAUCCCUUAUUCAUCACCGAAGAAAGCUUAUUGAAGAAAUCGAUGAUUACAAAGGCGAAGAUCCUCUUCUCCCUUGGCUAGAGUGUAUCAAGUGGGUUCAGGAAGCGUUUCCUCCGGGUGGAGAUAGCUCAGGGUUGGUGGUGAUUUAUGAACAAUGCGUUCGUGCUUUUUGGCAUUCGGAGCAGUAUAAGGAUGAUAUGCGCUAUCUCAAAGUGUGGCUUGAAUAUGUAGAUAAUUGCUUUGAUAAAGAAGUUAUAUAUGCAUUUUUGGAUGCAAACGGAAUUGGAAAAACUCACUCCGAUUUCUACAUUUCUUAUGCUUUGCACUUGGAGUUUAAGAACAAGUUUAAAGCGGCUAACCAGACAUUUGAACUUGGCAUAUCUAGGAACGCUCAGCCCAUUGAGAAAUUGAAAGCUGCUUAUAGAAAAUUUCUUGCACGCUCAAUGACAAGAAAACAAGCUAUAGAUGAACCAAUGGAAAAACAGGCACCUGUGCGUAGCUUUGGAACUCUUCUUGCCAAGGGAGAAAAUAGUGCGCGGUUGACCUCUAUGAAGGGUGAUCAUUCUGCUAAGAAUGAUAGGACUAGAGCAGCUCCACUUUCCAUUUAUAAUGAUUCAAAUGCCAGUGAUGAACCCUGCCCACAUCAGCCAGACCUGUCACACUCUUGGCUCAAACUCGGAGCUCGAGCUGAAAGAAACAAGGAAAACAAUGCAAUUCCUGCCAAAUGGAAAUCCUUCAAGAUUCCACAGAGACCAGGGACUAGAACUGCAGUUGCUAGUGCAAGUGCCUGCAUCCCAGUGUUUGUUGAUGAAGAAUGUCAAGAUUCACUAGGUCUGAAAGAAGAGGGUUGUAAGACCUCAAGUUUGAAGAUUAGGCAAGAAGAUGAAAAGGACUUGAAAAGAGAAACAGAGUUACUAAGGAAGAAUCCAUUACGCAACUUUCCACAAAACAGCCUCCCUAGAUAGUUGAUACUCUGAAAGGUUGUUGUCCUUCGCAGCACCAUGCUAUAUUUUCCUUUUAACAAUUUGUGGGUCAGCUUUUCCCUAGAAAGCUUGACCGCCACAUGUAUCUUUUGUUUCAAGUUGGUAUUGGAAUUUCUGGUUUGUAUGAUUGAUGAAUUUUUAGGUUGUAACAAUAAUCUGUUUGUAUCUCUAGAAAUUUGUAGUGAGAAAGCAUAAAAAUUUCUCCAGUUAUAAGUAUGUGCGUUUGUGAGCUAUCUAAUAAUGAUUAAUAAUGAUUGACGUUU
This is a messenger RNA of Cicer arietinum (chickpea), 1507 nucleotides long. RefSeq names its product mitotic spindle checkpoint protein BUBR1. The record is from RefSeq and is a predicted model, not a curated record. Gene Ontology annotation, biological process: meiotic sister chromatid cohesion, centromeric; mitotic spindle assembly checkpoint signaling. Lineage: Eukaryota; Viridiplantae; Streptophyta; Magnoliopsida; Fabales; Fabaceae. Gene Ontology annotation, molecular function: protein kinase activity.